UAAGAAAUACGCAUUGUUAGAUUUUUAAACUCUGCAUGCUAUUCGAAUGAUUGGAUAAUGCCUUGAAAUAUUAGCAUGUUUGCGACGAAAUUUUACAAAAUAUGGACAAGUAUAAUCUUUCUGUUAAGUGCGCUUGUUGAUGAGCGUGUUCAGGCACAGAUAUUAAAACCAGAGAUAAAGUCGAUGCAUAUUUCAUCAGAUAUUUACUUCAGAUUCGCUACAACAGUAGUGGAGACAAAAAUUCUCAACCUAAAUCAAGAAGCAUCAGAAAUAAUGUUUGAUAUGACUCUACCAGAUUCAGCUUUUAUAACCGGCUUUAACAUGGAAAUAGGAGGAAAACGAUAUGCUGGUAAUGUAAAAGAGAAUGCUAAAGCAAAGAAACAGUUCAAAGUGGCGAAAAGUCGUGGAGAAAGUGCAGGUCACAUGGCUGCUUCUCCAAGAACUACGAACAGGUUUAACAUCCUUGUUAAUGUGGAAAAGAAUGCAUUAGUGAUAUUCAAACUGAAAUAUCAAGAAUUGCUAAAACGAACCGUAGGCUCAUAUCAGCACGUGAUAGAUGUAGAUCCUGGGCAAAUAGUGGAAGACUUGAAGUUAAAAGUUUGUAUUAGUGAAUCCAGAGAAAUCAUAGAUCUCACGAUGCCACCAUUAGAAGGGAUGAACACAACUGAUAUUGAUAAAUUCGCUACAAUCAAACAUAAUUCUCCAUCCAGCAUUGACAUAACAUACGCUCCGAGUGUUCAGAAUCAGAAGGCAAUGUCAGAACAAGGUGUCUCUGGACAGUUCAUAGUGAAGUAUGAUGUAACCAGGGACAAAGAUGCUGGUGAUUUAUUGGUAUUGAAUGGAUAUUUCGUUCACAUGUUUGCUCCAAAAGACUUUAAGCCACUUCCAAAAGACGUAUUGUUUGUAUUAGACAAGAGCUGGAGUAUGUUUGGUAGAAAAAUUAUACAACUAAAACAAGGGAUGAAACUUAUCAUGCAGGAUAUGAAACCGGAAGACAGAUUUAACAUUGUGUUUUUCGACCAAAAUUUGGAUUGGUUGAGCAAAACUGACAUGUUACAAUGGACAAAACAAAAUUUUGGUUCUGCAGAAAGAUUUAUAGAAGCCACUACUGCUAGCGGAAAUAACAACAUGAACAAAGCAGUAAAAGACUGCAUAACAUUUUUGAACAAAUACCUUGACACGCAGAAGUCAACUAUCUUAAUGUUUCUAACUGAUGGACAGCCAACUACCGGAGAAACACGACCUGCCUCAAUUUUACAAAAUGUAAGAAUUGCGAAUGAGGCUAGACUUCCAAUUGUUAGCUUAGGUUUUGGAAAUAAACUUGACUUCGACUUUCUUAAAAAGAUUUCUGUACAGAAUAGUGGAUUCGCACGACGGAUAUAUGAAGAUUCGGAUGCCUCUUUGCAGAUUAAAGGAUUAUAUUCCGAAAUUUCAACCGCCCUUUUGAAAAAUGUAUCUUUUAAUUAUGUUGGUGACAUUGACAUGAACACACUCACACAGACCCGUUAUUCAUCAUUCUUUGAAGGAUCGGAGUUGAUAGUUGCUGGUAAAAUUAGAUCUAACGGUUCUUACAUCGUACCUCGUGUGAACGGUUGGAAUAAUGGAUUUAUGGAUCUAAUAUGGAAACCGACACCAGUUCCAGACCUAAAAGCAGUUACCACUAAUACUGAUAUAGCAAAAAUAACAGAAAAAAUGUGGGCAUAUCUAACAAUUAAACAGUUGCUCAUAGAUAUCGAGAAUGAUAUAACGACCGCGACAAAAGACAAAAUUAAAUCUAAGAUUAUCUCUUUAGCGACAAAGUACCAGUUUGUCACACCCUUUACAUCUAUGGUAGUAACUGCACCUGAGCUCAGACAAUCAAGCCACACCCAUGACGGUGAUUCUUCAGAAUUCCUAAGUGGUUAUCAUGCUUCCCUGAGAUUAAGGCCACCCCAUGGAAUUGUUUCACCUGGUUUCCGUAGUGGAUCUCCUCGUUCCCGCAAAUUAAGGCGACGCAUGAGAAUCAUGUCUAAAUCUCAGUUAUCAUUAAGUGGUGGAAAUGGUAAAGGUGAAUAUAGAGGUGGCAUUGUCAGAGUCGGACAAGGUGUGAGCCUAACACGUUUGACGUCACCAGGUCUCAAAAUGCAACAACUUUUUACCAAUUUUGUAAGACCGAGAGGUUGUGAUGGUAGCUGUGGUGGCGAAGGCGGAGGUGGAGGAAGUGACAGAGACAGACAUAGUGGAGAUAUAAUUGAUGGUGGUAACGGCGGUGGAAGAGCACAGGAUUUACAAAAGGAUUUAGUCCAUUCAAAUGGUCUCAAAAUGCAACAACGUUCUAACAAUUUUGUAAGACCGAGAAGUUGUGGUCGUAGAGGUAGAAGCUGUGCUGGCGGAGGCGGAGGUGGCGAAGGUGGCAGAGGCAUACAUAGGGGAGGUAACAAUCAUUAUGAUGGUAGUGAUGGCGUAGGAAGAGCACAGGUUAUUUUAUGA
Messenger RNA from Mytilus trossulus (common blue mussel), 2469 nucleotides. Its product is annotated as inter-alpha-trypsin inhibitor heavy chain H3-like. The transcript is spliced from 11 exons. NCBI's taxonomy places the organism in Eukaryota, Metazoa, Mollusca, Bivalvia, Mytilida, Mytilidae. Bases 76 to 2469 code for a protein of 797 amino acids. The record is from RefSeq and is a predicted model, not a curated record.